UAACCAAAGAGUCCAAUUGGUGGCUGUGUGGGGCGGGAUAUACAUUACAGUGUCUUCCUGGUUCCCAAUGCUGCUUAUGAAUACAGCUUUCAUACAAAACUACAAAUCAGUACAAGUAGCCUAUAUAUUAUAUCUGCCGUUCAGCGGGACACCGUCGCGAUGGGUUUGCUGACGAUUCUAAAGAAGAUGAAGCAGAAGGAGCGGGAGAUGAGACUGUUGAUGUUAGGUCUGGACAACGCGGGGAAGACGACCAUCCUGAAGAAGUUUAAUGGAGAAGACGUCAGCACCAUUUCCCCAACACUAGGCUUCAACAUCAAAACAGUGGAGCACAAAGGGUUUAAAUUGAAUAUUUGGGAUGUGGGGGGUCAGAAGUCACUGCGCUCCUAUUGGAGGAACUACUUUGAGAGCACAGAUGGGCUGGUGUGGGUGGUGGACAGUGCGGACAGACUCAGACUGGAGGACUGCAGGCAGGAGCUCAGUGCACUGCUGCUGGAGGAGAGGUUAGCUGGCGCAACGCUGCUGGUGUUUGCCAACAAGCAGGACUUACCAGGAGCCCUGUCGAAAGAGGCGAUACGAGAGGCGCUGGCCCUCGAUGAGAUCAAAAGUCAUCACUGGUGUAUCAUUGGUUGCAGUGCAGUAACGGGAGAGAAUUUGUUACCUGGAGUGGACUGGUUAUUAGACGAUAUUGCUGCUAGAAUCUUCACCACUGACUGAGUGUGUGUGUGUGUGUGUGUACGUGAUGUUUCUUUUUAAACAGCAGCCCCUCAUGUAUGGUGAGCUCCAAUGUGACUCUAGGCUCAUUAUUGGACUACGGAGAUCCAAAGUAUCAAAGUACAGCUCAACACUUGUCUUUUUUUGUUCCAUUGGCUGCUGUUUGAGGUCACCAGACAUGCAGACAUCAGUGCUGUCUAUCAAUGAUUACAGAAAUCACACCUGGCUUUUAUAAUUUUUAUUUGAUGUUGACAGAAAGUUGAUUCAGAUACUAUAUGUAGAAGGUGAAAGAAACAAUAUGAGAACUUGUCAAAAUGAAGUAAAUUCACUCAUCCUGAAACCUAAAUUAAGUUUGUUUACAGUAUGCAAUGUAAUGACUCACAUGAACCUUCUUGCAGUUUGCUUCCGCUUGUGUACUUUGUGGUACAUCAGAUUGUCAGCUGAUUUGUGCCUCGCUCAGAUGUGUAAUAAAUUGAAAUGUCUAAGAUUAGUCACUAUUGACAUUUACAACUUUAUAAAAGUACAUCUUCCAACAUGUACACUCAAGUUUACACCAUAUUAAAUCUCAUCCGUUUGACAAUGUAA
This is a messenger RNA of Siniperca chuatsi (mandarin fish), 1296 nucleotides long. It is a transcript of the gene arl2, whose product is annotated as ADP-ribosylation factor-like 2. The coding region runs from base 160 to 714 and encodes 184 amino acids. Gene Ontology annotation, cellular component: cytoplasm; microtubule cytoskeleton. Gene Ontology annotation, biological process: protein folding. The transcript has 5 exons. Gene Ontology annotation, molecular function: GTP binding; GTPase activity. The record is from RefSeq and is a predicted model, not a curated record. Lineage: Eukaryota; Metazoa; Chordata; Actinopteri; Centrarchiformes; Sinipercidae.